AUGUCGGCAACUUACAUACAGAGUAAUGAUGCAGAAAGAAGCAGCAGUAAUAAUUCGCCUAUUUCAGAUCAGAAUAAAAUCUGCCAAUGGUAUUGCUGCCUGUGUGGCCAAUGCUUUGGACAAAUUUACUAUAAAAAUUUAGAGAAGAAAGAACUUACAUAUACAAAUGACUCAGGAGCCACUGGAAACAGCUCCAUUGUGGAGAAUAAUUUAAUGGACCGUUUGAAGUACUACUCUAAAAUUGUAUAUAACCAAUCUGAAUCUACGGACACCAGAGAGAAUAAUAAAAUAGAAAACGAAGAUGAAAAUAGUGAUUAUUUUCAAGUGCUUCCCACACCAAAUAGUGGAUUAAACUCCCCUGGAACAACGACGUUAGAGUUAAACGACAGAAAUUACGACUUUAAUUUCAAAAGAGAAGCUGGUCCUAGGAACCAUUUACAUCCAGAUGACGCCCAAUCUAAUAAUAACCCAUACCCCAAUACUCACGGGACGUCGCCUAAAGUGGUUCUUAAGAUACCCACGCGAUUCACUUGCCAUCGAUGUGAUCACAUGAUGUGUCCAUAUUGCCCAAAAAUACGGCUUAAAGACAUAGAUAACGAUAUUCAAUGA
Molecule: messenger RNA, 609 nt
Organism: Dujonia railenensis
Lineage: Eukaryota; Fungi; Ascomycota; Pichiomycetes; Serinales; Debaryomycetaceae
Source: the annotation of a GenBank genome assembly